Messenger RNA from Trypanosoma cruzi, 741 nucleotides. RefSeq names its product glyceraldehyde 3-phosphate dehydrogenase, cytosolic, putative. The record is from RefSeq and is a predicted model, not a curated record. The transcript has a single exon. The annotation marks the transcript as partial. NCBI's taxonomy places the organism in Eukaryota, Euglenozoa, Kinetoplastea, Trypanosomatida, Trypanosomatidae. Gene Ontology annotation, molecular function: oxidoreductase activity, acting on the aldehyde or oxo group of donors, NAD or NADP as acceptor; NAD binding.
GAGGUCGGCCGCGGUGUCGUGGUCGAGUCGACAGGUCUCUUCCUCACCGACGAGACCGCCCGCAAGCACAUUCAGGCCGGCGCGAAGAAAGUCGUCAUGACAGGCCCGCCAAAGGACGACACGCCCAUGUUUGUCAUGGGUGUGAACAACACAAUGUACAAGGGACAGGAAAUCGUCUCCAAUGCCUCGUGCACAACGAACUGCCUUGCGCCGCUUGCGAAGAUUAUUCAUGAGAAAUUCGGAAUCGCUGAGGGUCUCAUGACGACAGUGCAUGCCACCACGGCAACACAAAAAACAGUGGAUGGUCCGUCGCAGAAAGACUGGCGCGGUGGUCGCGGUGCGGCGCAGAACAUUAUUCCGUCCGCCACCGGAGCACCCAAGGCGGCUGGGAAAGUUAUUCCCGCGCUGAACGGCAGGCUGACCGGCAUGGCGUUCCGUGUGCCGACUCCCAACGUGUCCGUUGUCGACCUCACCGCGCGUCUGGAGAGGCCGGCGACAUACGAGCAGAUCUGCGCCGCCAUCAAGGCAGCCUCUGAAGGGGAGCUGAAAGGCAUUCUUGGCUACACGGAGGACGAGGUUGUUUCCACUGAUAUGAAUGGCGUCGCGCUGACGUCCGUCUUUGCCGUCAAGGCCGGCAUUUCCCUCAACGAUCGCUUCGUGAAGCUUGCCUCAUGGUACGGCAACGAGACCGGGUACUCCCACAAAGUGCUGGACCUCGUUACCUACAUCUCAGCACACUGA